AAGGAUAUGCCCAGCAUAUCAAAGUCCUCUUCAGUGCCAUCAGAAAAACAGCAUCAUAUAUGCUGCCACACAAGUGACUCCAGGGUUGUUUCUAAGACCCGAGGGCGGGGAAUUCCCCCACCUAAAAUGACAGAAAUGUUACCAAGAAGAAAAAAUGUUGUGGCAGCGUUUUGUGGCAAUAAACAGCUGUGCAGGAAAGGCAUUCAUCUUAGAGCCAAGGAAAAGGAAGUUACCUGCCCAAGACAUGAAGACUGCACUGCAACAAUUCCUCUAGACACCACCAUUGGAGACGAAAAGAGAUGGGCUGCGGAAUGCAUUAAUGAGCUUCAUAGUAUUGGUCGUCCACUUAUCAUUUCCCAUUUCACCAGUGAUAGAGACAGUGCUGCUGCUUCUGGUGCAUCUGGAAAGCAAGGGCAUGUAAUUGAAAACCACAAAGACCUGCAUCACUUCUUUGACACUCAAAGACAGAACGACAACAAAGGCGUCGAGCUAACAUUUUCUUUUAUUGAUAUCGUUAAUUAGAAUUUCUGUACUAAUAGUCGUACAUAAAAAAAUUCAAAUCAUAUUAGAAUAAAAAUGUAAAUGAGUAAUAUUUUGUGCUGCUUUUUAAUAAAAACUCGUGUAUUUCCUUAUAAAAUAGGUAUUGAUGCAUUUGUAAUACAAUAACUCAUAACGGUUACAAAAAUUGAAGAAAUUUCAAUAUUCAAAAAUAAAUUAUUUUCUUUCUGCUUAAAACAGUCUGAAAACAAUUUUCACAGGUUCAUACUUUGAAUACGAGGUUACAACACAUGGAAUUGAACAUAUUUAAUUGUAUAAGUUACACAAAAGGAUUGGAAACAUGUUCUUGCAAUUUACAUGUUCCUCUAAUAAUACAACACAUCAUCAGUGUGUCCCUAAUUAUAAUAAUUUAGUUGAAUAAAUGGAAUAAACAUCUUGUAAUACUUUUAA
Molecule: messenger RNA, 948 nt
Organism: Magallana angulata
Lineage: Eukaryota; Metazoa; Mollusca; Bivalvia; Ostreida; Ostreidae
Exons: 2
Coding region: 7-522 (171 amino acids)
Source: RefSeq, a predicted model, not a curated record